UUCAGACUCAGUGCGGCAGAUCUGGUCUUGUGUCGGAAGGCGCAGCUGGAGAACAAUUUGCUAGCUGGCUUGCACUGGCAGCGCACUGGAUAAGGCUAUCACCUCAGCUCAGGUGUCUGUCAGCUUGGUUGGAUUGCAGCAGAGGUUCUGAUCUGUAGAUUCUUUUGAGUGGAUAGGAAAGAUGAAGCUCGAUGUCAAUGUGCUUCGGUACAUGACCAAGGAGGAAUUCCGAGUUCUCACUGCGGUAGAAAUGGGGCAAAAGAACCAUGAAAUUGUGCCAUCAGAGCUGGUGGACAGGAUUGCGGGGCUUAAGCGGGGGGGCGCUUUUAAGAACAUGCGCACGCUGCUGAGGCACAAGCUGGUGCACCACGAGUCGAAGCAGUAUGAUGGAUACCGUUUGACCAACCUGGGUUAUGACUACCUGGCCAUCAAGACCCUUGUGAACAGGGGUCUCAUCCAGGGGCUGGGAAGGCAGAUUGGAGUUGGCAAAGAGUCAGACAUAUUCGAGGUGGUGGGCGAGAACGGCGAGACGAUGGCGCUGAAGCUGCACCGGCUGGGGCGCACGUCGUUCCGCGCGGUCAAGAGCAAGCGCGACUACCUGCAGCACCGCCAGAACUACAGCUGGCUCUACCUCAGCCGCCUGGCCGCACUCAAGGAGUACGCCUUCAUGAAGGCCCUAGGCGAGAACGGGUUUCCGGUGCCGCGAGCCGUGGACUGGAACCGUCACUGCGUGCUCAUGAGCCUUGUGCCUGGAUACCCAAUGGUGCAAGUGAAGGAGAUCAACGACCACUCGCGCGCGUACUCCACCAUCAUGGGCCUCGUCGUGAAGCUGGCGGAGCACGGCCUCAUCCACUGCGACUUCAACGAGUUCAACCUGCUGAUUGACGACGAGGAGAACAUCACGAUGAUCGAUUUCCCCCAGAUGGUGUCCACGUCGCACAAGAACGCGCAAAUGUACUUCGAGCGCGACACCAACUGCAUCCGCAAGUUCUUUGGAAAGAGGUUCAACUGGGUGCCGGAGGAGCCCCCCGAGGGGCCCGGCGUGGAGUGGCCCCGCUUUGCUGACGUGGCAGUGGGCGGACGCAACCUGGACACGGAGCUGGCCGCCAGCGGGUUCACGAAAGAGAACCAGGAGCAGCUGGAGCAGGCGCAAGCGGAAGCGGAGCCGGCAGAGGAAGGAGAUGACGACGCGGCCACCAGUUCACAUGCUGACGGACUCUCGGAAGGGGAUCGAGACGGCGAGGCGUCAGCCUCAGAAGAAGCUUCAUCGUCUGGGAGCGACGAAACCGACUCCGGAGCAGAAGACGAGCGGAAAGUGGGCGAGAAGGGCCGGUACACGGCCGCGCUGCGGCGAGCGAAGCUGAAAGCGAGGGCACGUGAGAAGGAGGGACCGAGUCGGGCGGUUGGGGCUCCGACGGCGGUCAAAGAGGCGGAGGUUUCGGCGGAGGGUUACGGCGAAAACUCUCGGCAGGACGGGGAGGGUUUGGGCGCCAACGGGGCCGCGGCCGGGCCCCAGGGUUUGGGGAUCCCGGAGGUCGGGCGCGGCUUAGCGGGGUUACAAGUGGCGGGAGCGGACGAGAGGGCCGACGUCAGUGGACAGAGCGAAGCGGAAACGGAGAGCGGAAGCGAAGGCGAGGCGAGCGUCGCGCCGUCCACGGCAGGCGGCCUGGACAUGCAGACGCAGCGGCGGUUGAGCAAGCAGCGCAAGCGGGCAGCCGCCUCGGUGAAAGCGAGCGGGGGCAAAGGUAGCAGGACGAGGAACGCGAGUAAGGAUAAAGGGGGCAGGAGAACGGCACGCUGCGGAGCUGGAAUUGACAUGUAGGAGCGAAGCACAAUCAAAGGCGGGAUACUCAAGUGGAUCUUCGAAGUAAUGCUUCAAUCGAAGUUCCGCACGUCCUACAUGCCCACCCUUCGCUCGACUUUCUUGGAUGCCGGACUACAUGCAUCAAUGAGAGUGGAUCAGCA
Klebsormidium nitens is the source of this 1965-nucleotide messenger RNA. NCBI's taxonomy places the organism in Eukaryota, Viridiplantae, Streptophyta, Klebsormidiophyceae, Klebsormidiales, Klebsormidiaceae. The record is from the annotation of a GenBank genome assembly.